Messenger RNA from Patiria miniata (bat star), 3495 nucleotides. It is a transcript of the gene tbc1d25, whose product is annotated as TBC1 domain family member 25-like. Gene Ontology annotation, biological process: regulation of autophagosome maturation; activation of GTPase activity. Bases 157 to 2283 code for a protein of 708 amino acids. The transcript is spliced from 4 exons. Gene Ontology annotation, molecular function: GTPase activator activity. NCBI's taxonomy places the organism in Eukaryota, Metazoa, Echinodermata, Asteroidea, Valvatida, Asterinidae. The record is from RefSeq and is a predicted model, not a curated record. Gene Ontology annotation, cellular component: autophagosome.
AGGCAGUCCUUUCUAGUUGAAUGGGAAAAAUAAAUGACAUGUUAAAAUGUCGAACAGAUUUGGGACUUGAGACUUCUCGCUAUUUUGAAGGCGUUAAACCUCCCAAAUAUCGUCAAGUAAUGUGACCUGAACUGCGUAGCAGUAGAUGUUGACAUCAUGGCAGGAAUUAGACAAAAAGGUGGAGGAAAUCGUGAGGCAAUAAGAGUGCAAGUGAUGAAAUGCGUGGGUUUCCUGCAGCCAGAGUACAAGACGUUCAGCAUUGAUCCAGAGAUCACCACCUUUGAGAUGCUGCAACUUCUGCUCAUGCAGGCAUUCCAACUGAAAAGUGAGUUCACCAUCAGCUAUUCAUCACGUGAUGAUCAAGCCAGGGAGGUGUAUCUGUCCCUGCUGUCUGAUUGGGACCUUGACUCUGCCAUACUCACCUCCUCCGAUCCUUGCCUGAGGCUCAAGGUGGACGCCAAACCGUUCGAAGGACCCGGUUUGCUUGAAGAUUGGGAUGUUAUCAGUGGCCAGGAUGUAUCUGGAAACAGCUCAGAUCGCAUGCGCUUUGUGCCAUUUGUCGGUGCUAUCAUGGACAGCGUGGGCAAGACCCUAACAAGAGUCUCGCGCAUCUUUCAGACAGUGGAGGGUGAGGAGGAAACCUAUGAAUUGCCCCGCUCGCCCUUGGACGACCACGAGUUCUUCACAUUUCUGGACCCUGUAGGACACUUGGAGAGGCCCCACGACCUGCGGCUGCGUGUUUACCAAGGCGGCAUCAAGCCGUCCCUGAGGAAGGUCGUCUGGCGACACUUGUUGAACAUCUACCCUGAGGGACUGACGGGGAAAGAACGCAUGCAGCAUAUCAAGGCCAAGUCCAUGGACUACCAGAAGCUGAAAAAUAAGCUGCUUUCAGAUCCUCGGGAGGACUUUAAGAACAUCAAGAACAUGGUCAGGAAGGACGUCCUGCGGACGGAUCGUUUGGAGGACUUCUACGCUAACUCAGAUGAGAACGUUGAAAAGCUCUUCAACUUGUUGGCCACUUAUGCCCUGUCGCACCCGGAGGUCUCCUACUGCCAAGGUAUGAGUGACCUGGCCUCCCCAAUCUUGUUUGUGAUGGAGGACGAGGCGCAGGCCUACAUCUGCUUUUGCCAGCUCAUGAAGCGUCUGGCUUGUAACUUCUUGCCGGACGGGAAGGCCAUGUCGGUCAAGUUCCUGCAUCUGACAGAGUUGAUCCGCUGCGUGGACCCGGACUUCUAUGAAUACCUCAAGGAGGAGAACGCCGACGAUCUGUACUUCUGCUACCGGUGGCUCCUGCUGGAACUGAAACGAGAGUUUGCCUUCACGGAUGCUCUGAGGAUGAAAGAGAUUAUGUGGAGUUCUCUACCACCAGAUCCUCCCAGCGAACAGGGCGUGGAAUUAGCGUCGUCCUCUGAUGCCUCCCCGUCAGCAUUUGCCGCCGAGAGACUCCGCUUCCGGUUCUCUCGGGGCCAUAGUGUUUCCAAAGAGAGCAUUAGCGGCGUUGGUAAAUCCGAUAGCCCUGUCUCCAAUAGGAAAUCAGCUGAGAAAACUGAUAUUCAGGGAAAGGUCGAUGAAUGUGACGAAAGCAAAACAGGUGAUGAAAGUAUACCUGACAAUAACACAAGCACAAAUGAAUCCAAGCAAACUGUUCAAGACUCCAGUAUCAGCAACUCCACUCAUAAAUCCGCUAAGAGAAGCGAAACACCCAUAAAACGUAGCUACUCGGCUACCGUUGACACCACGUGCAGCGACACAAACAGUACAAGUAACUCCAACGGCAGCGUGAAUCACCGCUUGAUGUCCGCCAACGAGCGACAGAGUCCCCCUUCCAACUUAGGCGUCCAGCCCAAGAGUCUGUCUAAGUCCCAGAGCAGCCCUGUCCUGUCUCAGAAAGGAGUCAACAAAGGUCACCACCGUAAGUCCUCUCCCAAAAGUCCAUCCAAGACCCCUUCCAGUCCGGUCCGUAACCCUUACCGGGGCUUGCCCCCUCCCCAGGACUUUGGCGGCGGCAACCCCUUUGUCAUGUUUGUCUGCCUGGCCAUGCUGAUGGACCAGCGCAACGGGGUGAUGGCACAUAAACUGGACUACAACGACAUGGCUAUGCUGUUUGACAGCAUGGUGCGCAAGCACAGCCUGGGCAAGAUCCUGAGUCACGCCAGGAUGCUGUAUUCGGAGUAUCUGCAGUCGGAGGCCUCCAAGGUGGACCCGGCCAAAAUCAGCCUGGAGGAUAGCGCGGACAUUAUCAACAUGAACGGAGGGCCUAAUAUGCCGGCCAACUCCACAUAGCUUUGAAACUUCACUCAAAACAAACAGGUCAAGUAUACAUGUAACAAGUAUUAUAUUGUGCUUCAAAUGUACAUCUCUAAUCUCUUUUAUGUAUGGUUUCACAAAAUGGUGCGGUAAUGGGCUUUUUGUGUGUGUGAUAUAUCUACAUGUAAGUCAAUGUAUAUUUUGCAUAAUUAACGUGUGAUUCACUGUAAACAUGCUAUUUUCACUAACACAUACAUCAGACUGCAGCACUGUAACGUUCUGUAAAGCUGUCUUUAAUAGUUUGUCCAUCAUAAGAAAUAUGUCAUUGAACAUGUUGAAGAUAACACUUUCUGCAGAGGUGAAAAAGGUUCUGAAAGUGAAUUCCCAGUCUUUUUCAUUAUGUACAGGUAUCCUUUGAUCAGCAUACAUGUGCACACCAUAGGUCUACCGUCUUGUGUCGAAAGUUUCAAACUUUGUUGAUGUCAUGUAUAAAAUGCAUGCAUUUGUAUGUAUCUUGCAAAUAAAGUGAUUAAACAGAUGACUAUACCAUACAUGUAUUCAAAGUAAACUAUGGAGUACCAAAGUGUGACGUCAUUUAGAACCAGAAAGUGUAGUGCAUCUAAAUGGAGUACGCGUGCAUGUUGGUUCGCGGUCUGAAUCACGCGCGUGACGUAUUCACUUCGGUACUCCAUUGCGGUAGUCAUCCCAUGACCGCGAGUGGCAUAUGGCACACAGGUGCACUACAUUUUUAGUGCUGGACAACAAAUUAAACUUCAAGCAAACUUGACACGCAUUCAGGAACUUUUCAGCGGCUAUCCUAAAGUAUUACAAGUGCGUGCAGCUUGUUGAAUACUGCGCGUAUCUUAGAAUAGCACGAUACUUAGAGUGCAAUGUGGACUGUAUGCUAUAAGGGAUAAUAUCACACUGCCGCCAUGGAUCGACCAAUCAGGAUCCAGGAUUCGAUUUUGGUUGAGGAAUAAUUGUUUUUGUUUUUUAAUUCAUGUAGUAUGGAGUAUUACCGAUUGUAUUCAGUUUUUCGCAAUACAACUUAAUGUCUGUUAUUUCUGUCUUUGAGCAAUUGUCAUGUGAUGUCGGUCAGUGCCAGAAUAUCGUGCCUCCUUUUUGACCUUGCCUAUACAUGUAUAUUACAAUUGUAUUACAUAACAUGUUAAAAUAUGUGUAUGUAUUUCUACAUGUGCACAACCUGGUCUCCCUCAAGGGCAGAACCAGAGAGGUCCCGGGGGGGGG